AUGAAAGUGUCGCAAAUGGCCUCUCACCAACACGACGUUCCAAGGCGUCUGCCUAUGCUGCUCCCCGCCCCCGCUGGCACCAUUAAGCCGCCGGAGCAGCCGCGGAAGAGGCCCCGCCUUUCUGCGUGCGACGCUUGCCGCACCCGCAAAACAAAGUGCACCAAUGAACAACCCCAAUGCAGCCAAUGUAUCAAGCACCAAACCGCUUGCCGCUAUUCAGAGACGGAAGCGAGGGUCGUUAGAAAAAGGUACGAAGACCUCAAAACUCGCAUGACGGCUCACGAAGAGCUUUUUGAACUUUUGCGAUCUAUGCCCGAACCAGAAGCGAAAGAAGUGUUUCAACGUGCUCGAUCCGGUGAUAAGAUCGAAGAGAUCCUUGCUCAUGUCAAGAACGGAAGUCUACUUAUGCAGCUGGCUGUCGCACCUGAGACCAACCGCCGCUACGAAUUUCCAUAUCGCUCAGAGAUGCCGAUGCAUCUGCUCGUUCCAGACAACCAAUACUUGGGAUUCUAUAGUGUACGGCUCCUUGUCGGGUCUGUACCGAUCGGACCAUACUGUAUCCUCACGCCAUCUAGGUGCGUCGUGUGUACUGUUCAGAUUGUACAGGACCCGUACCUGAAGCCUAUCCAUGCAGCAGAACUUGACGAUCCAUUGUUGUCACAAGUAUCGGCCUCGAAAUGGACUAAUGUCAUCUCAAAUGAUGUACUUUUUCGAAGGCUGUUGAGUAAUUAUUUCCUUUAUUGUCACCCACUCCUAUACUGUUUCCACAUGAAGUAUUUCCUGCGAGAUAUGGUUGCCGGACAAACUCGAUUCUGUUCGUCCCUCUUAGUGAACGCUGUACUUGGUGCCGCUUAUCAAACAUAUGGCGCAGACCCUGACCGAUCCAAGCAUUGGCUGCCGGAUAACCUUGAUACAACUGCGAUAGUCAUACAUCUGAUCUGCGACUUGAUCGGUGUGGACCACGUCGGCAACGCCUUCACUCAACAAGCAAUUGCCAUGUCGCAGGAGAUCAAUCUGUUCAAAAGUCCAACCCACAUCAAAAGUAAGAGGAUGCGGAAUGCACGUAUACUGUCGGCAUGGGGGCUUUUUGACUGGUGUUUGUUUGAAGCAUAUCACAUGUUCCGAAUGCCGUUAUUAAAGGACCCACCUGAGAUGCCAUUUCCGGAUCCCUUGACAAACCCGGGCUUCCAUGAUGAGAUGUGGCUACGUUACCCACUCGCCACGUCGACCGUGCCUGCCUAUUACGCUCACACUAUCACCGCAAGGAGACAUCUCAGUCAGAUCAAGAACGAUGUUGUUUACAAAGUUCGAAGUUGGAAUGGAUUUGAAGAUCCGCUUCUAUUCAGUACCAUACUGCAAAUAGAGAACAGACUGAAGAAUUGGUUUCAGAACCUGCCGCCGGCUAUGCAGGCGAGGAACAUCGUUUUUCCACCGCAGCUAGAAGUUCACCUUGAAUAUCACAGCAUCAUUGUCGAGCUGUUCCGACGAGGCAGAACCGGGGCAGAUAGAUCCCUGUCCGCGAGGAGGAUUCUCGAAUCGAACAUUCGAAUGGAGACCAUCCUGCGAAUUUAUUACCUCCGUCAUAGCUUUGACAGCUUCACUAAUACCAUGAUGGUCUUCAUGGUCUACAUUGGCAACUUUGGCUCUCGAAGGCCUAAGCAGCAAUCAGCUGGACAACGCUAA
Alternaria atra is the source of this 1683-nucleotide messenger RNA. RefSeq lists its product as uncharacterized. Gene Ontology annotation, biological process: regulation of DNA-templated transcription. Lineage: Eukaryota; Fungi; Ascomycota; Dothideomycetes; Pleosporales; Pleosporaceae. Gene Ontology annotation, molecular function: zinc ion binding; DNA-binding transcription factor activity, RNA polymerase II-specific. The record is from RefSeq and is a predicted model, not a curated record. The transcript has 8 exons. Bases 1 to 1683 code for a protein of 560 amino acids.